Messenger RNA from Plodia interpunctella (Indianmeal moth), 4195 nucleotides. Its product is annotated as esterase FE4-like. The record is from RefSeq and is a predicted model, not a curated record. Lineage: Eukaryota; Metazoa; Arthropoda; Insecta; Lepidoptera; Pyralidae. The transcript is spliced from 4 exons. The coding region runs from base 494 to 2062 and encodes 522 amino acids.
UAAAAAGUACCUAUCCCAUGUAUUGAUCCGAGGUAUCAGAUCAGCUGCCUCAUUACCAAAUUUCAUACAUUUUGGCCCAACUGUUUGACCGCGAAGUAGUAAACAUACUCACAAACCACAAUACGAAUUUCCCUUACAAACAAUUUUUAAGAAUACAACAAUAAAAAAUCUUUUUAAAUUGGUUACAUAUUAGAAAAAAAAGGAUCACUAACAAUUGAUAUAUCCAUCACUUGGGUAAGCGGUGUCUUGUUUUUGGAAUAUUUUAACAUUGUAUGUUAAUCGUUCCAUAAUAAUGUUCGUUUAAAACAUUAGCACAUCUCAAUUAAUGACAUCACAAUUAUAAAAAGAGAAUAGAAUACGUUUUUAUACUUUUUUUUCCUUAGCGUGUUGUCCGCUCCAUAUCCUCCCGCGGGUCGUAUGAGGCGAAUAAGUGUCAGCCUAGGCAGCUGAUAGGCAACAAUAGCAUCACCAUGGAGGGUUGACGUCACUUACCAUGUCAUGUCAGGUGAAGGUGGAACAAGGGGUGUUACAGGGGAAGAGGGUGACCUCGUGUAACGGCAAAACGUUUUAUAGUUUCGAAGGGAUUCCUUAUGCUAAACCGCCUAUAGGGCAGCUUAGAUUUAAAAAUCCAGAAGACCCAGAAUGUUGGACAGGGAUCAGAGACGCAACAAAACCAGGCAACAAGGCCUGCCAACCUAACCUAUCCACAGCCAAGAUAGAAGGUUCGGAAGAUUGUCUAUACUUAAACGUGUACACCCCAUGCCUACCAGCCGAACAGGUGAAGAAUCUCCCUGUUUUAUUUUUCGUACACGGAGGCCGUUUGCUUUUUGGGUACGGAGAUUGGUACAAUCCGGACUACUUUAUCGAAAACGACGUCAUUUUUGUAACAAUCAAUUACAGAUUGAAUAUCUUGGGCUUUUUAUGUCUAAACAUACCGGAAGCCCCGGGAAAUGUUGCGUUGAAAGAUACGAUAAAAGCAUUGAAAUGGGUUAACAAAAAUAUACACAGUUUUAAUGGAAAUUGUCUUAAUAUUACCGUCAUUGGAGAGAGCGCCGGUGCAGCUGUGGUUACAUCAUACAUGGUGACCAAAUUGGCUGAUGGUAUGUUCAAUAAAGUAAUAGCACAGUCGGGGAAUAUAUUAGCAGAUGUAAUUAUGACUGUUGACGAUCCUAUAGAAGGGGCUAAGCAUAUAGCCUCGCUGUUGGGCAAAGAAAUCGAUGAUGUUAAAAGUUUACACGAGUUUUUCAUGAAUUGCCCUGUAGAUGAGUUAUUAAAUGCUUAUUUCAUGGCGGAAUUCAAUCGACCGCCUUACGUUAUUAGGCCGUUUUUAACUGUAGUUGUUGAGAAGAAGUUUCAUAAAGUCGAGCGAUAUUUUUCCGAGCAUCCCGUGCAAAGUUUCAAAUGUAAUAGGUAUAAAAAAGUGCCAGUGCUGCUUGGGAGUUCGACACACGAAGGCGCGCUUUUUAUAAGAAAAAAUGGCAAAGAUAUUAUAUACGAAAACGAUCUUAAUUAUUUUGUGCCGAGCUACAUAACUUUCGCAGAUGAAGUUGAAUCAUCACUAUUCCAAAUAAAAUUGAGACAAUAUUAUUUUCGAGGCAGAGAAAUUAAUGACGAAUGGAAAUUAGAAUUCGCGAAUUUGUUGUCGGACUCAUUUUUCGAUAGAGACAUCGUAUUGUUCCCGGAAUUGAUAUCAAAAACUCAGAAUGUAUAUGUCUAUAACUUCUCUUAUAUUGGCAAUUUGAAUAUAAGAGCUAUGAAGGAUUUGGGCUUUAAAGGAACGACCCAUGGGGAUAUAAUACAAUAUUUGAUAUAUAGGAAAAACAAGGCAGUAAUGGCGACGGACAAAGAUAUGAAAAUUACGAAAUUUCUGAGCGAGUGUUGGUGUAAUUUCGCAUUGGAAGGUUCGCCGUCAUGGAAAGACCAAACUUUUGUGUGGGAGCCAUACAAACCUAACGCACGGCUGUGUUUAGACAUAAAUGAAAAUAAAAAAAUGAUUGUAAACCCUAAGUAUAAUAGAUACAAGUUUUGGGUCGAUUUAUGCGCUGUACGGGCCAAAAUAUAAAUUCAAAAUAAUUUUUAUAUUUUUUUAAUAUAAAAGUUUAAUAAUCCCGUAAUAUCAUAUAUCUUAAGUUUUACAACUUGUUACCGACGCACAAGAUACUUUGGACCUGUUUCACCGCUUACUGAUAAAUUAUCUGAUAGAUAAAGUGUAUUUUUUUUUUCAAAUGUAUUGGAUAGGAUCUUGCCGAUCAUAUCGGGCUGAUUUAUCUACUGGUUAGUUUGUCUGUCAGAUUACAAUAUAACAUUUUAUCAGAAAGAGGCGAAAGCAGGCUUUUCUGAACAUGUUUUUUUUUUUUUGCAAAAAAGUGUCUCAAGAAAAUAUCCUAAAACUUAUAAAUAUGUGACUAUAAUUUACGGAACACUCGGACGCGAUUUCGUCUCACACUUUGUGAGAUAUGAUAAAGCUUUAUAUAUAACGUAGAGCUCGAAUAUUAUUGCUAUCUCUUUCAUCAUCCGUGUCCCCACCUCCCUCUCUUAUAUAUUCCGAGGCUUAUAUAUAGGUAUUUGUGUUUUGUUUGGUAGUUGUGUUUCACAUCGAUAUAUAUAUAUAUAUAUAUUAUAAUCAGCACUCUGAUCACCAUCAUAACCUGUUUUGAUAUACCAUUUGACUAUGUACAUUAUGUAAAUAUUAUUAGAAAGAAAAAAAUCAUUGUAAGAAACAAUAAUGGUAAGCCGAUCUGGCAUGAUAGGGACCAACACUGUUCAAAUGAGUUUCUUUCGGCAUUUCUUCUCAGCAUUGGUCGUUCCGAAAUGCCAGUAGUUUGUAGCUUGUGAGAAAUAACUAUAAAUAUUGACGAGAAAAAGUGCCUGUGAAGGUCUAAUUUCUGAAUAAAUUAUUUGAAUUUGAAUUCGGUACCAGUCCGUUUUUUUACGAGUGCUAAUAUGUAAACGAUUUUAACAUAAUAGAAUUUUGUUAAAAAAGAAAUCAAAUAUUAGUUAAAAUCUAAACAUCCCAAAGUAAAACAUUAACCACGAAAGUAAUUUCCUAUCUUUUUUCAUUUAUAUUCUUAUUGAAGAGCUAUGCUCUUGUCGGUGGAGUAUACGCCACGCCUCUCUAUCCUCGGCUUUGCUUUUAAGGUCUCGAUACGACACAACGCCUGCCUUCUCUUUCAGUUGCUCGCAUAACUCUUCCUCGGUCUCCCUGGACCUUCUUCCUUUCACCUUUCCUUCAAAAAUGGUUUUAAAUAAGGCGUCGUGUCGUAUCAUGUGGCCAAUCAUUCUUCCCCUUCUAUUUUCUAUUUCUGUCAGCAGUCUUCGUUUUUUCUCUCUGUCCAGCUUAUUUUUUCCGUCCUUCUCCAGCACCAAAUUUUUAUAUUGAGGUAAAAUCAUAAAAAGACAAAGAUAUGAUUGUCACAAGAAGACUUGUAAGAAAAAAACAAACUGUGUAAUAAUGACUUUAACCACAAAAGAGAGUUCGGGUCACGGAUGAUAGAGACAGCAAUAUAUAUAGGGUUACUGGUAUCAAACGCAAAACCUAAUGAAGACUACUUAAGAACAUCAAAACAAACAACUUUUACUCUAAGACUUUUCGUGAUUCUUCGAAAAUUAAAUUAAUUUCGAAAAAUACAAUCUAAUUUGCGAUUCUACAUAUUAACUCUAUGUAAUAGCCAAGUACGUUUUAGACGUAAAGUCGUAGUACAAAAGAUGUUAGUCUCUAUGUACCUUAUGCGCCUUAGAUACCAGUAACCCUAUAUAUCUUGCAUCAAAUACUUAUUCCCAUGUACUUACUAUAUCCAUGCUUAUUACAGUUUGUCAAGAAAGUAAGAAAUUGAAUGAGGCGCUGUCUCCUGUCUAUCUGACAGCGCUGGGUGUUUAUCGAACGAUCCUGACCAUCCUAUUUGGUAUUGCAAUAGCAAAAAAUUCAGUCAAAAAUAUCUUAUUUUCUUGACUGACUGUAGAAGUGCGAGUUCUAGAAUUAGCUACAUAAUAUAUGAAUUGACCAAUAUUGUUAUUGUAAAUUAUAUUUAAAAGUGCAAUUUAGCUGUGAUUUUUAUAAACGAGUGUGUAUUAAACGAUGUAUUUUUAUUAUGUGUUGGUAUUUCAAAUAUUUAUGGCAAAAAAAUGUGUCCGCGACGUAAUUUCUUUAUUAUGGAUAUGUGUUUUUAUGUUACACAAUAAAUGGGUUUGGCUAUUA